AUGUCUUGGCCCCCCCUCCCCAAACCCGACCGGCAAAACACACUCGAAUGGCCUUGGUGGGAGGUUGAUUUGGAGGAAGAUGAUCUUUGCGGCUUUCUCUACAAGAAGUACAAUACAGCCACCAUCUUCCUGCAGGACCUGCCCUCCUUCUAUCGGGACGUGGUUGAGCUGGUGCGGGAGACGAAAACCGGCAGUAAGGACGAAUUUCUGCGCCUUCUCGGUGAGAGAAAAGCGAGACGGGAAAAGGAAAUCACCUUAGCCCACGGCCAAACGUGUGCUGCCCUUGCACAUGGGGGCCAAACCCUCAGUGCAUCACAAUAUCGAAAUCUCUUGCGAUGGACCCAGUACUCGAGCCUGGAUGCCUUGGUGCAAUUCCUGGCGUCCUUUGGGCCUGACAGCGGUGGUAACGAACGACUGUCAACUGGUUCGUGCUUCUUGGCCAACGCAGCGCCUUACUGA
This is a messenger RNA of Purpureocillium lilacinum, 459 nucleotides long. The record is from RefSeq and is a predicted model, not a curated record. NCBI's taxonomy places the organism in Eukaryota, Fungi, Ascomycota, Sordariomycetes, Hypocreales, Ophiocordycipitaceae.